AUGAAGAAAGCACGAGAGUACUGUUGCUGUGCAAUUCCGCUGGUGAAUGCUGGGAUAUAUGCUACGCUCAUCGAGCAGACCUCCCUGGGCAUCUUGGUCGGCACGCUUUCUGUAGCCACACCAUCGAUUGUCGGAGCUUCCACCCCUUCCUUUGCGCCUUGGAUCCUCGGAGUUAUAGCAUACGGUGCUGCUGGCGUGCAAAUCUUGGGUUUUCUCGGGGUUUCUAGGGAAAAACCAGACCUGUACAGAAGAUACGUCACCAUCCAUGGAUUAGUGACCUCCUUAGGUUUCUCUAUAGCGCUCGCAUGGAUCAUCAUGUCUGCGACAAGACAUUCAAAUGCAAAGGCGAAAUGUCUUGCUGAUUUCUUCGUUACUGCGGAUGGAUCCACUGCCAGCGAAGGCGAUACCCUCUGCACCAUUUUCCCCUGGGUUGAUGUGGGAAUCAUGGGUGGGUUAUGGGUGCUCCUUGCAAUUGUCCAGGGAUACCUCUACUUCGUCCUUUCAUCUUAUGGUGCCAACCAACGACGAGACCACGAUCAAUAUGACCGUGUAUAUGACCCCUCUCAACCCCUCACUUCUGAAAAUAUCCCUCUCGAGAAUGACCCUUGGGAUUCACGACCUUCUGGAGACUAUCAUGACCAGGUUGGCCGUCAAGAUUCCAAAUACAAGCACCUUCGUCAAGAAAGUUCUGUUAGCGCUACAGACAUUCUGAGUCAGCCGUCCCAGGAGCCCAAGGAUGGUUUCUUAAAUUCAAAUUAUGACUACGACCCGUACCCGUCGAACCAGCACGAUGGCAGUCUGGCGUAUCCAUCGUAUGCUUACACGCAGCCGGCUGCGCCGACACCAACCAACAACUACUAUUAUAGCCAGCCCACCGGCACUCACAUAACGCCACCCAUGCAUGCCCAAGCUCAUCCCGCUGAAGGAUCAUUUGGGAGGAAAACUCCGCGACUAAACGAGACAUGA
Molecule: messenger RNA, 966 nt
Organism: Cyclocybe aegerita
Lineage: Eukaryota; Fungi; Basidiomycota; Agaricomycetes; Agaricales; Hemipholiotaceae
Source: the annotation of a GenBank genome assembly